Messenger RNA from Cucurbita pepo subsp. pepo (vegetable marrow), 738 nucleotides. Its product is annotated as protein RALF-like 31. Lineage: Eukaryota; Viridiplantae; Streptophyta; Magnoliopsida; Cucurbitales; Cucurbitaceae. Gene Ontology annotation, cellular component: plasmodesma. Gene Ontology annotation, biological process: calcium-mediated signaling. The record is from RefSeq and is a predicted model, not a curated record.
UGUGAUUUCAUUUAUUUCAGGCAAAGCAAAAGCAAAAACAUUACUCCAUUUGAACAUCCAACCAAUAAAGAAUCUCACAUUCAGAGCCCAUAUUGCUGGAGAAGAAGACGAAACAGUGCAAAAAAGCCCUUCAAAAAUGGCAAAACCCACCACUCUGUUCUUCCUUCUUUCCAUCCUCCUCCUUCCACUCACUUUCCUUCAAACCCUUUUCCCCUUCUGCGAUGCUGUUCUUGAUCUCAGAUCUUUGAAGGGCAACCAAAUCGAUUUAAUGCCCAAAGGGGUUUGCAAUCAGAAGAUCGGAGAGUGCUUAACAGAGCCAGAAAUGGAAUCGGAGAUCAGUAGGCGAGUGUUGAUGAUGCAGAAGAGGUAUAUAAGCUAUGAAACUCUUAGAAGGGAUAUGGUUCCUUGUUCUAGACCAGGGGUUUCUUAUUAUGAAUGCCAUCCUGGUCCGGCGAAUUCGUAUGAUCGAGGGUGCGAGGUUAUUACUAGAUGUGCUAGAGAUGUGCAUGAUAUAAACACUUGAAGGCGAUGGCGAAGCUAGCUGCUGGCAGCCGUUCGACUGUUGUACCGUAAGCAGGCAUCGACAGGAGGUCGUUGCUCAUCGAGAUCGAGCAAGAAGAACAUCCGUGUGCUUCUGUAAAAAGUAUUGUUGAACAUUAUGAAAGCUUGAACAACUGAUGUUAUCGUAGCUUCAUUUUAAAUGGAAUUGCUCUUGAACACCACGCAUUCUAGUACCAA